Messenger RNA from Labeo rohita (rohu), 3991 nucleotides. It is a transcript of the gene brd3b, whose product is annotated as bromodomain containing 3b. The record is from RefSeq and is a predicted model, not a curated record. NCBI's taxonomy places the organism in Eukaryota, Metazoa, Chordata, Actinopteri, Cypriniformes, Cyprinidae. Gene Ontology annotation, cellular component: chromatin; nucleus. Gene Ontology annotation, biological process: regulation of DNA-templated transcription; chromatin remodeling.
CCCAACCAGUGUCGACCCCAGCCAUCUAUUAUGCUUCUUCGCAAUAAAAGCUACCCGAAAAUCUGCAAGGAAAACGCUACCGGAGCUGCUUGGAGUGAAACGUGCUGACACUCAGGUCCUGAGAUGGGAUGUGUGUGUCGAGGGGGGACUAAGGAGCAGCAAGAGGAUCAUUGUAACUGAGCUAAGAGACGUACAGACGUCAUUCAAGCGACUACUUCCCCUUAACUGAGCAGUAUGUCGGUAGUCACAUCCCCUGCCCAGGUGCCUCCACCUAUUGUAAACCCUCCCCCUCCUGAGGUCACGAACCCUAGUAAGCCUGGCCGAAAAACCAACCAGCUACAAUAUAUGCAGAAUGUGGUUGUCAAAACUCUAUGGAAGCAUCAGUUUGCGUGGCCCUUUUACACACCUGUGGAUGCCAUCAAGUUGAAUCUGCCAGACUACCAUAAAAUUAUCAAGAAUCCAAUGGACAUGGGAACCAUAAAGAAGCGACUUGAGAAUAAUUACUAUUGGACCGCUGGAGAAUGCAUGCAGGACUUUAACACUAUGUUCACAAACUGUUACAUCUAUAACAAGCCCACAGACGACAUUGUUCUCAUGGCUCAAGCUUUGGAAAAGAUUUUCCUCCAAAAGGUAGCUCAGAUGCCCCAGGAGGAGGUGGAACUCUUACCCCCACCACCGAAGGGUAAAGCACGGAAACCUGGAGCACCCCCUGCUUCAGAAAACCAACAAUCAAUAGCACUGACUACUGGUUCUCCAUCCUCGUCAUGUCCGAGCUCCCCUCCACAGCUGGCUCAGACUCCUGUAAUAGCUGCGACUCCAGUCUCGACCAUCACCUCCAAUGUCCAAGCUGUGCCCCCUGCCACGUCCAUGAUCCCAACCGCACAGCCUGUUCUCAAAAAGAAAGGGGUGAAGCGGAAAGCGGACACUACCACACCCACAACCUGCGCGAUUACUGCCAGCAGAAGUGAGUCGCCCACUGCGAUGUUGGAGUCCAAACACAGUAAAGUUAUUUCCAGACGAGAGAGCACAGGUCGACCCAUCAAGCCUCCCAAAAAGGACCUGGAAGAUGGGGAUGUCCUACAGCAAGGCAACAAGAAAAGCAAGCUCAACGAUCAUCUCAAAUACUGUGACACUAUCCUUAAAGAGAUGCUUUCCAAAAAGCAUGCAGCCUACGCCUGGCCCUUCUACAAGCCUGUAGAUGCAGAGGCCCUUGAGCUGCAUGACUAUCAUGAAAUCAUCAAGCAACCAAUGGACCUCAGCACUGUCAAAAAAAAAAUGGACGGUCGAGAAUACCAAGACGCCCAAAGUUUCGCAGCAGAUAUUCGGUUAAUGUUCUCAAAUUGUUACAAAUACAACCCGCCUGAUCACGAGGUUGUUGCUAUGGCAAGAAAACUCCAGGAUGUGUUUGAGAUGAAAUUCGCGAAGAUGCCCGAUGAACCCGCGGAGCCGUCCUCGCCCAACGCGGUGUCGGCCACGGCGGUGGUGAGCAAGAGCACCGGCAGCAGCGAGAGCAGCGCGGACUCUUCAAGCUCCAGCUCGGACUCGGAGGAGGAACGGGCCACUCGGCUGGCUGAGCUGCAGGAACAGCUGAAGGCUGUUCAUGAACAGCUAGCCGCUCUGUCACAGGGUCCUGUGAGCAAACCAAAGAAAAAGAAAGAGAAGAAAGAAAAGGAGAAGAAGAAAAAAGACAAAGAGAAAGAUAAAGACAAGAACAAGGUCAAGGUGGAAGAGGACAAAAAGGCCAAGUCCGCACAACCGAAUAAACAAACUCAGCCGAAAAAGACCUCCGCGCGGAAACCCAACAGCACAUCCACCACGAGGCAACCGAAAAAGGGGGGCAAACCUGGCUCUGCAAACUAUGAGUCUGACGAGGAGGAGUCUCUUCCCAUGUCUUACGACGAGAAACGGCAGCUCAGCCUGGAUAUCAACCGUUUGCCGGGUGAGAAACUGGGCCGCGUGGUCCACAUCAUCCAGUCGCGCGAGCCGUCGCUGCGAGACUCCAACCCGGACGAGAUCGAGAUCGACUUUGAAACGCUCAAGCCUUCCACGUUGCGUGAGCUCGAACGAUACGUCAAGUCCUGUUUACAGAAAAAGCAACGUAAACCUUUACCGGGCACUGGGAAAAAGAGUGCCAAGUCUAAAGAGGAACUGGUUCAGGAAAAGAAGAAAGAGUUAGAAAAGAGGCUACAGGACGUGAGCGGACAACUGAACAACAACAAGAAACCACCCAAAAAAGAGAAGGCGGGGUCAGCGCAGGGGGGCGGGCCAUCUCGGCUGAGUGGCAGCAGCAGUUCUUCAGAUUCGGGCAGCAGCAGCUCCAGCGGCUCCAGCUCCGAGAGCAGCGACUCAGACUGAACUCCGAUCGGCGCGUCGCGUACUUCAACUUCCUCUAUUUUCUAACGAGUAGUGUGUGUUGUCAUGAUAGUAUCUCUCUGAAGGCCCAUUUUCUAAAGAGCUAGACGCAUUGCAGAUGGCAGAGGAUAUUUUAAAAUAGUUUGUAGGAUGCUCAAGGCUCAGACAAAGAGGAGAGUUGGAUAGUUGAAGCAGUUUUAAGGUUCUCGCUGGCCCUCAAAGGGAAACGCCUGGUAUCACCAGAGGAAAAAAAAACCACAAAAGACAAAAAAAAAAAUAUUUUUGAAAAUACGUCAGUCGUGGAGGUGAAAACGGUUGUGUGUGUCCGUUGUUUUUUUUUCUUUUUUAGGUUGCUGCUCGUUAGAUCCAUACUGAAAACAUGCAUUAGUGGAAAAAACUGACAAAUGCCUGGCUGCAUUUUACCGAUCGAGUAGCUAAAGUCUCAAAGUCUGAAGGAACAAACAACGAAUUAUCGGCUCUCUCACUCUGGUGUGGUUCUGUCAUGUUGGCAUGACUUUUCAACUCAUUCCACAUUUAUUUUGCUGACUAUGAUAAUACUCGUCAUUGUUACAAUUUUUAAGAGAAUCUAUUUAUUUUUUUUAAUCCAAAAAGGCACAAAGGUAUGCGUGUUUCCGACAGAAAUCUUUCCAGUCGACCAGUUUAAAUGUAAGAAAUUUGGCUCAGCGUAACUCACUAGCUCUCUAGACCGCAUCUGGAAACGGUCAGUAUCAUUAUUAAACUGUUUCCGGAGGCUUCGCAAUCAUUUUUGGCUAUUUUAACACUGUAAAUUUUCUCUUCCGGUGCUGUCGGCUCAGUAUUUGAUGUAGAAUUAUGUCUGAAUUUUUUUGUUUGUUCGUUUUUAAUCUAUAUCAUUCGUUCAUUUGUUUGUUUUCUAUUUGGAUUGUUUUCUGUACUUUUUUUUUUUUUUUUUACUAUUAAUAUGUAGGUGCCCUGAGUAUCUCGUUUCCUACUUUCUAUCUGAUAUGCCUCAUCUUUACUUAAAGUCCACUCAUAGGACAAUCAAAGUUAUAUAUGAAAUGGAGGUGUGGUUAUGUAAAAUAAUGGCAAAAUACACCGACAAGGCUGCAGAUUGAAAAAAAACAUCAGCCUCUGGAAAAACCGAGUCGCCAAUUAAUAGAUUUCCGUGACGAAAGGACAAAAUUGAACACUUUGAAAAGAUUUCAAGCAGCAGUGCUAGAUGUAAUUUCAGAAGGAUGUGUUUGACAAUAGUUAUUUUUAGUUGAAAGUAUUACAACUAAUGUAUGUUUCUCAAUUUUAAUAAGUUUAUUUUACUUUAGUUUUUCUCAAAUGGUGUAUUGAGUGCUUUCAAUGGUACCUAGACACUUGCCAUGUAUCCAGAAUAGCUUGGAAAUGGACCAUGACUGAUAAUCUUUAUAAAAAAAAAAAUAUGAAUGUAUUAGAGGUUAUUUUCUUCAUUUUCUUCUCAUGGCUGCAGGGUUUGUGGCAUUUGGUUUUGUUUCAUUUCACAGCCUUGAAUUCAACUCUGAACCCCUCAAAGUCAUUGGAUGUGCUCUUGUUGCCUUAAGUUUAGCUGGCACGUUAAAAAUAAAGUCAAAUGGGUCCGGUCCUAACUGAUCAAGUUGAAGCCAAUGUGUAUAGAUUUUUUUUUUUUUUUUUU